UGCGACUUCAUGGAGACACGGUCUGAAAGGAUAGGAAAUCUCUUCUGGGGUCCAAUUGUGCCUGGAAGUUCUAGUGAUCCGCACCAUGGCGAGGUAGUAUAUCUCGAUGCUGACCAUCGCGGAAUGAACAAAUUUGCUUCCGCUGAUGACCCCAACUUUAUAAAAUUUAAGACGAAAUUUACCAGGGCAUUCAUAAAGGCUUUGAAACAUGCCAAAGUUACUUCGAUUCCUUUUAGCCGGGACACGAAGUUCACCGACCGCCAAGAUAUCUUACUUGAACUUGAUGACAAACUAAAGAGAAGUCAGCUUGCCUCUCUUGCGGGGAUCGAUGGCGUUGGGAAAACUCAUACUGCCAUAGAAUAUGCCCACCGAUUUCAGGAGCGGCAUCCGUGUGCUGAUAUCUUCUGGGUUCAAGCAGGCACAAAAGACAUGAUUGAGAAAGGAUGUCAUGAUAUUGCAAUGUCUCUAGAUUUACCAGUUGAUAAUCCUGAAGGGCUAAGUAUCUUCUCGCGCGUGAGCUCCGCGCUUAAUGAUAACAGAGAAGGGCAUUGGCUUCUAAUUUUCGAUGGUCUGGAUGAUCUAAACUUGCUCUAUGGCCCCAAUGGCAUUGCCAAUAUGCCGCACAGUGCCAAAGGUUACACUCUACUUACCACACGAGAUAGGAGAGUGGGUCUCAGGCUCACGGGGAUUCAUGAUACAAUAUCUGUCUCACCAAUGGGGCUGGAGGAUGCAAGGGAGCUGAUGACAGUUCUAUUGCAUGAAAAGCCAGGCUUGGAUGAUAAUGGCACAAUGGAUCAAAUUAUAAAUGCCCUGCAAGGCUUGCCAUUUCAUAUUUCCCAGGCGGCGGCCUAUAUUGCAAAAAGACAAGAUUCCCUUGGACACUAUUUGCGAAUACUUAGCAAUCCCACGGAGACAACGGAGUUGAUCGAUCAAAGCUACAAUAAUACUGACCUCCUCCCAAGGCCUGAAAACGCGGUUACUAUGCCGUGGAAGAUUACAUAUGAUUUCAUCAGACGAGAAAGCCCCAGAGCAGCGGAUAUAUUAUGUCUCAUGGCCACUUUGGAUGCUCAGUCUAUACCUAUUCAGCUACUUCAGAGACACGGUGAAAGCCUUGUUGCGUUUGAUAAAGAGACAGGCCUUUUGAAGUCGUUCUUCUUGAUUACAUCAAACGCAAAAGGAGACAGUCUAGGUAUGAAUCGGUUACAGCAGCUGUCCAUCCAACAUUGGCUGGAGCUACAGAAUGCCCUCGAUGAAUGGAAGGAAAAAGCAAUGGAUGAAGUUCUUCGUUUGUGCGCCCAUUUGACGGGCCGCAAGCAAUACGAAUGCUUGGAAACAGUGUACCCUCAUAUUCAACUUCUACUGGCGUAUGACUUCCGCACUCACAGUAGCAGGAUCAAGGUUGGAUAUCUUCUCAUCUUGAAAUCGGAAUAUGACACGUCAAGAGGUCGAUUCGCUCUUGCGAACGAGCAACUGGAAAGAUCCGUUGGCAUAUGGAAAACGAGCUGCAGUGACCGCAACCACUAUGCCAUACGAGGCUUACAGCUUCAAGGAAGGGCUCUCGCGUUCCAGAAUCGAAUGGACGAGGCAGAAGCUGCAAUUAGAGCGGCUUUUUGCGCGUUUGGCCAGAUAUACGGGCCAGAUGAUAGCAACACCCUAAGCGCCCUGAUGGACCUGGGAAGUGUACUCAAGUAUAAACAGUUGGAUGAAGCGGAACACAUAUAUUCCACGAUAUUCUACUUAACUUCGGGAAGGAUGAUUGAAAACCAGGCCUAUGAUCUAGAGGCCAAGCAUAAUCUCGGCGUGAUUGCGGAAACUCGAGGAAACCAUUCCGAGGCAGAGCGUAUCCUGCGAGAAACCCUCCACUUAAAGCAGCAAAGAUACGAUCCUAAGAGCGAGUUUAUCUUUCGGACCAUGAAUAUGCUCGCUAUUGUUCUACAGAAUCAGGGCAAAGUUCCAGAAGCAGAAUCCUUGUUCCGAGAGACGCUCCGUCUAAGAGAGGAAGUCCUUGGGAUCGCAGACAAAGACACAAUGUACACCCUGGAGAUACUGGUAAAGCUUCUAGCGAGAUCAGAGAAGUUUGAAGAAAUGGUUGAUUUUGCAUUUCAACGUGCCGAGCGACUAAAAAUGGUCCACGGAGUCAGGAACAGGGACACAUUGGACGCGUUUAACGAUUUUGAGGUAGCGUCAUUCCAACAAGGAAAAUACAACGAUGCUAUCGCUUCGAUUGAAAGGACCCUUCCAGUCCGAAUAGACUUACUAGGGCCAAAUGAUCCUGAUACACUGAUGAGCAAAGUUAACUAUGCCGUCUCACAGUGUGGGCAAGGGAGAAAGCGUGAGGGACUCAAUUUGUUGCGGGAUGUUUUAGAAACACGCAAAAGCCUUUAUGGAUUGGAGGACCCCAGAACUCUCAAGACGCAAGAAAAGCUUCAAAUCGCCGCCGAUGGAAUUUGUCGGGAGAUUUUCACUCCUUCUGUGAGGGUGAGGACGACGUAUCCGACCACCGAUGCCGACCCAACCAUCAUGGUAGAACUUUGUCCGUCAGAUUGACGGCAGUGUUUUACCUGUUGGCUUCUAUGCAGGGUGCACUGAUAUUGUUGAAAUGCUGGCAAAAAUUCACCGGAAAACUAGGUUAAAAAGUAAAUAAUACAUUGAAC
Messenger RNA from Aspergillus wentii DTO 134E9, 2654 nucleotides. RefSeq lists its product as uncharacterized. Gene Ontology annotation, molecular function: ADP binding; protein binding. The transcript has 4 exons. NCBI's taxonomy places the organism in Eukaryota, Fungi, Ascomycota, Eurotiomycetes, Eurotiales, Aspergillaceae. The record is from RefSeq and is a predicted model, not a curated record. Bases 10 to 2547 code for a protein of 845 amino acids.